Molecule: messenger RNA, 2328 nt
Organism: Didymosphaeria variabile
Lineage: Eukaryota; Fungi; Ascomycota; Dothideomycetes; Pleosporales; Didymosphaeriaceae
Exons: 2
Coding region: 1-2328 (775 amino acids)
Biological process (GO): regulation of DNA-templated transcription
Molecular function (GO): zinc ion binding; DNA-binding transcription factor activity, RNA polymerase II-specific
Source: RefSeq, a predicted model, not a curated record
AUGGGGAGGCGGCCGAACCAGCUGAUUCUGGAGUUCUUUGAGCGUGGCCCCAAACUCGAAGAUGCAAGCAAUCGCUACCAGCACACGUGCAAGUCGUGCGGCGAAAAGUUCCCAAAAGGCCGUAUAGAUAGCCUCACGAACCACCUCGUCAAGAAAUGUCCCGCCCUUCCUCUCCGCGACCGGCAGCGCGCCCUGCUGCAAAUCCACGAGCUGCCCGACCUCCCCGCUCUCACCCAGCCCACGACAAGCCCGAUGCACGCCGGCCAAGCGAUGAACCUGCCCUUCGCCCCCUCGAAACAGGGACUGUCGGCACUGGAGACGCUUGCUGAGGUCUCGCGACAGCAUCUGAACCUGUCUGGCAAACGUGUGGCUCCGAAGCAGCGCCAGGACCCGCCCGCUCAGCAGCAGCAGCCACAGCGGCACCAGGCGCAACAGCAUGUGCAGCAGCAGCAUCCACACUCGCACGUCGGAAACAUACAUGACCAUCACCAGGGGCUCUUCGAGGAAUACUUGGUACACGAUGACCGCCCGGAGAGCGAUCUGGGCGCGCUGUCUCAAGGCAUGGACAUGCCGAAUGCGCCUGCACUGCCGUCGAUAUACCAGUUCAACGGACCUUUGCACCACUCGCCGACAAGCUCGCCGCAUAUGGGUGGUGUUUCCAUGUCUUGCUCAGCACCCAUGGCCCAGUCUAUGGUUCCAUCGCUCGUCAUGGCUGCGUCGGCCGCAAACGAAUUACUUCCGCUGAAUUCUGGCCUCACGCUGGAGCCAGAGCUCAACAUGAAUAUGACCAACCAUGGCAUGUCUGUCUUUCCGCUUCAAUCCCGACAAUGGCACAACUCAAUUGAUCCUCUGCUGCCAGAAGAGGCAGAUGCCAAGCAGCAUGUUAUCAUGGAUGAGAAUACUGCAAAAGCCCCUUCUCAUCCGCGCCCAAUAGCACCGAACAGCACCCAGACGCACUUUGGGACUGAUUUUAGCGUGAACCACAAAUCUGUGAAGCCGAAGGUGCGAGGUCGUUUCACCGAUACAAGGCGAAAAGAGGUUCAAGAGGUGCGGAAACGGGGCGCUUGUAUUCGAUGCCGCAUGCUGAAGAAGCCUUGCUCAGGAGACAAUCCGUGCAACACCUGUCAAAACGUUGAGAGCGCACGGCUUUGGAAGCAGCCCUGCAUACGGACGCGAAUAGCGGAUGAGUUCAACGUGUACUCUGCUGGCCUGCAUGCGGUGCUGUCCUUCCAUGCAGUCAGUCAAGCAAAGGGUCAAAUACGGCUUCAUCAAAUACCUGGUCGGAUCGAAGCGACUCACUACCCAGACUCUGGCAUCGUCGCGACUUUCACACCGCUGAAGUGUCUUACACCGACGGACAUCGAUCCUGCCAUUCUCGCCGCGGUCACGGCCUCCCAGCUGGAGAUCAUCGACACAGAAGACGACAUCAGCGGGAAGCUUGACCUAUACGUAAAGCAGAUCGUGCCCUCAUUCUUUGAGUCGGAAGACUCUGCUUUCAUGAAGUCCACGAUAAAUACAGCUUGUAGUAUCAACUCGACAAACCAAGACGGUCUCCUCACAAAGGUACUGGAACUGUGGAAUCUCACGCGGAUACUCAAUUCUCCGUCUCUGCAUUGGCACUUCUUCUCGAACCCCUCACUCGCCCCCACGAUGGCUCCACCUACUAUUACGUCCUCAGACUUGGAGACUAUCAACCGGACACCCAUCUCAAAAGUCCACAACCAACUGUCUUAUAAUCUUAUCAAAUCACAACUCAUGGGCGCUACAGAGAAACGUGCAGCAUGUCUAGCCCGAAUCGUCAUGAACGACCUCGAGCGCCGCCUCCUUCAGCGGCAGCAGGCCAAUCCGUUCGAGACCUUCCUAGUCGCCGUGGUGCUGCUAGCAUGUGUAGAGCGCAUGUGCUGGCUGUUCCGCACUUGGGAAGAUCAGCAUGAGCUCCUUUCAACAAAUCAUUUCCACCUGAAUGCGCCCUCCACAGACGACACCCUGCAGUCCUCACCUCCAGACGACAUCGACACUUCCCACCGUAAUCCCAGGUGGCCGCUCGACAAGCCUCCCGCGUAUUAUUCGCAACAAGGCGAGCGCUUCAGCGACAUCUUAUUGAUGUUACUGAAAAUGCGGGGCGUGCCACCGAGGCCUGAAGCUAGGCCUACAGACGGUGUGUUGACUAUCUAUGGGGUCGGCGGAGACGAUAAGGUGCGCGAGUGGUACGAAAGUAUCGAUAUCACGAGCGAGUUACUCGCUGAGAGGCGGGAUGCGCGUUUUGAAGGCGUGGAUCCGAAGGAGUGGGAGUUGAAGUAUGUGGGGAAGAUUAUCUCAGGGUUGUAA